GGCGGAAGGGCUUCCGGGUCGGGUCAGGCGGUGUUUGUGGUGGCUGGUCGCGCUCGGUCGUUGGGGCCUCUUCCGUCGCCGCCGCCGCCUCCCCGCCGCCGCCGCCGCCGCCAUGUCGGGCUCCAGCAGCGCCCUCAUGAAGCAGCCCCCGAUCCAGUCGACGGCCGGGGCCGUCCCCGUCCGCAACGAGAAGGGGGAGAUCUCCAUGGAGAAGGUGAAGGUGAAGCGCUACGUGUCCGGCAAGCGGCCCGACUACGCGCCCAUGGAGUCCUCCGACGAGGAGGACGAGGAGUUCCAGUUCAUCAAGAAGGCGAAGGAGCAGGAGCUGGAGCCCGAGGAGAAGGACGAGGACCUGGCCAGCGACCCCCGCCUGCGCCGCCUGCAGAACCGCACCAGCGAGGACGUGGAGGAGAGGCUGGCGAGGCACCGGAAGAUCGUGGAGCCAGAAGUAGUGGGGGAGAGUGACUCAGAAGUGGAAGGCGAGGCAUGGCGCAUGGAACGAGAGGACACCAGCGAAGAAGAAGAGGAAGAAAUUGAUGAUGAGGAAAUUGAGCGCCGCCGUAGCAUGAUGCGCCAGCGUGCACAGGAGCGGAAAAAUGAGGAGAUGGAAGUGAUGGAGUUGGAGGACGAAGGCCGCUCUGGGGAGGAGUCAGAGUCUGAGUCGGAAUAUGAGGAAUACACGGACAGCGAGGACGAGACUGAGCCCCGCCUUAAGCCAGUCUUUAUCCGCAAGAAGGACCGAGUUACAGUCCAGGAGCGAGAGGCAGAAGCACUGAAGCAGAAAGAAUUGGAGCAGGAGGCCAAGCGGAUGGCUGAGGAGAGGCGCAAAUACACGCUUAAGAUUGUAGAAGAAGAAGCCAAGAAAGAAUUGGAGGAAAACAGGCGCUCCCUGGCUGCCCUCGAUGCUCUGGACACCGACGAUGAAAAUGAUGAAGAAGAAUAUGAGUCAUGGAAAGUGCGGGAGUUGAAGCGCAUCAAGCGAGACCGUGAGGAGCGGGAAGCGUUAGAGAAGGAAAAGGCCGAGAUUGAGCGGGUACGGAACCUGACUGAGGAGGAACGUCGAGCAGAGCUCCGCGCAAACGGCAAAGUCAUCACCAACAAGGCAGUCAAGGGCAAAUACAAAUUCCUGCAGAAGUACUACCACCGCGGGGCCUUCUUCAUGGAUGAAGACGAAGACGUGUACAAGAGAGACUUCAGUGCCCCAACUUUGGAGGAUCAUUUCAACAAGACCAUCUUGCCAAAAGUCAUGCAAGUUAAGAACUUUGGCCGUUCUGGGCGAACAAAGUACACGCACUUGGUGGACCAAGAUACAACCUCCUUUGACUCUGCCUGGGGCCAGGAGAGCGCACAAAAUACCAAGUUCUUCAAGCAGAAGGCGGCAGGGGUGCGAGAUGUCUUUGAGAGACCUUCUGCCAAGAAACGGAAGGUUAACUGAAGGGUGAAGAUCCGAGUAUGACAUGUUGCCAUGUUGGGCAAGAACUCUUCCCCUCCUUUACUUGGAGGCCAAAUCUCCUUGGCUCCCUCCCUUGUAGUGGAACCACCAGUCAGCACCAGCUCAGUAGGCUCUUGGACCCCCUGCAGAAGAACUGGCGACAGGGCACGUCCUGUUCUUUGUGUGGUGUGUGGGCGCACUUUCUGGGCAGACUGUACAUUAUCUUCUGUUCUUUAUGUCGGGGUAAUGGGGAAAAAGCAGGAUGAAACCAUAUUAAAGUGUUUUUUUUCCUUUUA
This is a messenger RNA of Sphaerodactylus townsendi, 1728 nucleotides long. It is a transcript of the gene MFAP1, whose product is annotated as microfibril associated protein 1. NCBI's taxonomy places the organism in Eukaryota, Metazoa, Chordata, Lepidosauria, Squamata, Sphaerodactylidae. Bases 113 to 1435 code for a protein of 440 amino acids. The record is from RefSeq and is a predicted model, not a curated record. Gene Ontology annotation, cellular component: U2-type spliceosomal complex. The transcript has 9 exons. Gene Ontology annotation, biological process: mRNA splicing, via spliceosome. Gene Ontology annotation, molecular function: RNA binding.